CAAUCAAAUAAUCUGAUGCAAAGAUCAGCUUCAUUUUAUGAUUUAUUAAUGCAAUAUAAUCAUUACGCUUCUCAAACUUCUUUAGAAGAAGAUCAAUUAACGAAUUCUAAUGGAUUUGCCAGCAAAGCUAAUAGGUUACCAAUAUUAUGUAUUAAACUUCCAAAUAUUUCUAUUGGAAUAAUUGGUGAUUUAUUACAGUUGUUAUUUAAUAAUACUGAAAUCAAAACGGAUGAUAUCUUAGCUUCUACUUUGGCUUUAAAUAUUCAAUUAACUUCUGAUUUUUUUAGUUUAUUAAAUUUUAUCACUUUAUUGGAUUUAUUUGAACUUUAUU
Funneliformis geosporum is the source of this 331-nucleotide messenger RNA. NCBI's taxonomy places the organism in Eukaryota, Fungi, Glomeromycota, Glomeromycetes, Glomerales, Glomeraceae. The record is from the annotation of a GenBank genome assembly.